Molecule: messenger RNA, 441 nt
Organism: Knipowitschia caucasica
Lineage: Eukaryota; Metazoa; Chordata; Actinopteri; Gobiiformes; Gobiidae
Source: the annotation of a GenBank genome assembly
AUGGAUGAGGGCCCUUUGGAGACGCAGGACCCCCCCAGAGCUGAGAUGUGCGGGAUAGGGCUGAUGGAGAGGUGUGGAGGACAGGAUUCAGACUGGGGCCACGCCUCCCAACAGUCGCAGGGGGUGGGGAGAAAGAGAACUGAGAGCAAUGGAAACCAGGUGUGUGGAGAUAAGAUGGACAAGAGGAGGAAGGGGAGGGGUCUGGCCUGGGCUGAGGGCCACUGGGUCGUCCUGCGGUCACAGGGGUCUGGGGGGUUAUGGAGCGUGCAGGUUGGCGUCCUGUGGCUCGGGUGCUGCUGUUCUCUCCACACUGAUUUGUUCGUGUGGGAGGAGGUAGAGGGGGGGGGGGGGGGAGUCACACGCGCCCUCACUCAGAGAGGGCCCCCAGCGGUGAGAACAGUGAUUGAGAAGCCGUGUGGUGACGGGACCAGCAGAAGCUGA